GGCCGCCCUCGGCCACAGCCGCCAGUCGAGUCCGCGGAGCGCCAGCCGCCGCAGUCCGCGCCACCAGCAUGGAGCCGCAGGCAGCGCCGCCCGCGUCGCAGCCCGCGCGCCCGCUCGUCCACCCCGACGAGUACGGCGAAGUGGACACCUCCAGGUACCCGGCGCCGAAGGAGGCGACGCACAAAGUGCGCGGCCGCAGCGACCUGCUCGAGCUGAUGUGCGGCGCGGACGCCGUCGACCCCGAAUUACUUACAGUCAAGACCUUCUACUUCUUCUUUUACUCCGCAUUCGGCUCGCUGUUCCCGCUGAUGGGCGUCUACUUUAAGCAAAUGGGCAUGAACGCGGGCCAAUGCGGGCUACUAAUCGGCACGCGGCCCUUUGUCGAGUUUCUGUCAGCACCAUUCUGGGGCAGCUUAGCCGACAGAUGGCAGAAAGGACGCAUGUUACUGUUAGCCUCGCUCGGAGCUUGGGUGGUAUUCACAUUGCCGCUGAGCUGGGUCCAGCCGGCGGCGGUGGCGUGUGUGCAACCGAUGGCAAACAGUUCUUCCUACGAAUUGGUCGCUCCUAAAUACGACGAAGAAUGGCCAGCCACGACACGUAAAUUUAAGGGUCCUACGGGAGCUGGCCGUGAGGGGUCUCCACUUCCCGUCAGCGAUGCAAAAAAUUAUGAUCCCGAAAAACAAAGUGAUUGGGUCACGCCACUACACUCGUACAUCGUAUACCGGACUCCCGAUAUACAGAAGACAUUCUUCCUUCUUCUGCUGCUGGUCGUUAUUGGCGAAUUCUUCAGCGCCCCUGCUAUAACCCUCGCCGACUCGGCAGUGAUAACGCUCCUGGGGGAAGAUGCUGACAGGUACGGCCAUCAACGAAUGUUCGGCUCGCUGGGCUGGGGGCUGGCUAUGUUCUUCGUGGGUAUCGCAUUGGAUCACAGCACCGCGUUCAGCUCGCACCCAUGCGGCGGGCCGCAGCGAUACGAAAAGAAUUAUACUAUCUGCUUCGCCACAUUCUCGGUGCUCAUGGGAGCGGCACUGAUGACAGCCUCACAGAUUAAAUUCAAAUACGAGUUUGCCAGCCCAGAAAUAAACACGACAGAAGCGCCACCGGCACCAUCGGAGCCGACGCACGAAGAGAAGAUGCAGCAGCAGCUGGCUGAGCAGCUCCAGCUGCCGGGGCUCGACACCAGCGCGCCGCAGCCCCGCCAGCCGCCGCUGCAACAUGCCAAGGUUUUCGCCCAAACAACGCGCGAGAUGCCCGAGUGGGUGACUGUGCUGCGCCAGUUCCAAAACGUCAAGGCGGCGUCGUUCCUACUGGUGGCCUGGUUCAUGGGCUUCGGCAUCGGCCUGAUCUUCACGUUCCUCUUCUGGCAUCUUCAGGAUAUCGGCGGCUCCCCCACUCUGUUCGGCGUUGCUUCCGUGAUAAACCACAUCUCGGAGAUCUUCGCAUACUUCUUCAGCUUUAAGCUCAUUACUCAAAUGGGUCACGUUAAGGUGCUAUGCCUCGGGCUGGCGGGAAACGUGCUGCGUUUCCUGUACAUCUCGUGGCUGGAGGACCCCUGGUGGGUGCUUCCGUUCGAGUUCGUGCAGGGCGUGACACACGCGGCCGUGUGGGCCGCCUGCUGCUCCUACAUCGCGCACGGCGCGCCGCCGCGCCUGCGCUCCUCCGCUCAGGGCGUCCUGCAAGGUCUCCAUCACGGACUGGGGCGAGGCUGCGGCGCCGUGAUCGGCGGCAUAGCGGUCGCCAAGUGGGGCACAACGCGCACGUUCGCGGGAUACGGGCUGCUGUGCGCGGUGGCGCUGGCCGCGUUCGCGUUCGUGAACUUCCGCGGCGAGCCGGAAGCGGACGGCGUGGGCGUGGACGAGGAGGCGCGCGCCGUGGCCGAGGCGGGCGUGCUGGCGCCGCACGGCGUGCCCUCCAACCCGCUGCCGCGCGCGCUCUCCUCUACUCGCCUGGCCGAUCUUGCCCACCACGACUCCUACGGAGCCACGCAGAGCUACAGCGGCGCGGACAGCCUGGGCGUGCCGGGGCAGGCGCCGCCGCAGCCGUCGCCAGCGCGCCCUGCCAAUCCCUUCCUAGCGGACCAGCACUCUGUACCCGCCUAUAGAUAAACUGUCUAUACAGCUCUCUCAAGUAGCAUUAUUUUGUCUUACUAUAGUUAAAUGGUGGUAGUGGUUCAGAGAUGUAUUGCAGUCCAAUACUUUCGACUCUUUAAGCUUAGUUCCGAGUAGAGGGUUCGAAGACGAGUUCGUUUCCUUUUGCGGCCGACUGCGCCGCAGUCCCUCCGCGGUCUGCACACACCAAGCACAAUGUAGAAAUCGUUUAGCGGCCGAGCCGGACGGCCCAGCCCGCCAGAACUUCACUCUAUAGUGGUAGUUCCAGUAAAGAGUGAAAGUUGAAAGUUUUCUUCUAAAAAUUCAAUGUAACAAAAUGUUAUAAUGUACGUAGCACUUAAUUUUUAAAAUUCAACGAUUUAAGGGUUAUGAUUUGUUGAAGUACUUAAAAAAUUUAUUGUGAUUUGUUACAUAGUUAAUAGUUAAUUAUAAUAUUGUAAUCGAGCCUGGUAGAUAUUCCUAUGAUACAUAGGUUGAUUCUUUUUAUAAUAUCAUAAACCUAUUAUGUUCCGGCUCCGGACAUUUAGCGAAUUUUAGACGAGCACACAUCUACUCUAGGGCAUGAACAUAAUGGAUUUACGUAGAUACUGAAACAGUAGGAGAUGCCCAUUUUUAUU
This is a messenger RNA of Galleria mellonella (greater wax moth), 2725 nucleotides long. It is a transcript of the gene jef, whose product is annotated as major facilitator superfamily domain-containing protein 6-A. Gene Ontology annotation, cellular component: membrane. The coding region runs from base 69 to 2105 and encodes 678 amino acids. NCBI's taxonomy places the organism in Eukaryota, Metazoa, Arthropoda, Insecta, Lepidoptera, Pyralidae. The transcript has 9 exons. The record is from RefSeq and is a predicted model, not a curated record.